This is a messenger RNA of Cottoperca gobio, 4842 nucleotides long. RefSeq names its product multidrug resistance-associated protein 4-like. Gene Ontology annotation, biological process: monoatomic ion transport; transmembrane transport. Gene Ontology annotation, cellular component: plasma membrane. The transcript is spliced from 31 exons. The record is from RefSeq and is a predicted model, not a curated record. Bases 196 to 4176 code for a protein of 1326 amino acids. Gene Ontology annotation, molecular function: ATP hydrolysis activity; ATP binding; chloride channel activity. Lineage: Eukaryota; Metazoa; Chordata; Actinopteri; Perciformes; Bovichtidae.
UUUUUUUAAUGUCAUUUUAGUACAGUUAGCUCGUGCACCUAAAGGAAUACGUAACACACCUUGAGUGCGCCGAGGUUAACAGCAUCUGGCGCCGGGCUGUGCCGGGUCAGCGAUGUAAUAUGAGUGUGAACCGAAGUUACGCCGCAUAGCCUGGAACAGAAAGUUGAAGUGAAACUACCGUGUGAGUGGGCUACCAUGGAACAAGUCAGUAAAGAAACCAAGACUAACCCGGAGGCGACGGCCAGCCUUUUGUCCAAGAUAUUAUUCUGGUGGCUCAACCCUUUGUUUCACACCGGAUACAAACGCAAGUUGGAGGAAGAUGACAUGUACGAAGUGCUCACGGAGGACAGGUCGGAGAAACUGGGGGAGGAUCUGCAGAGAUUCUGGGAUCUUGAGAUCCUGAAGGCUACCAAAGAGCUGCGGCCGCCUACACUCUCCAAAAGCAUCAUUCAGUGCUACUGGAAACCAUAUGCAGUGCUGGGAUUCUUUACUCUCAUUGAAGAGGUCAUCAAAGUGAUCCAGCCAGUUUUCUUGGGCAAGAUAAUUAGAUACUUUGAGGACUACGACCCAGCAAACAUGAGGGCUCUGUACGAUACUCUCGGCUACGCGGCCGGCUUGUCCAUCUGCGCCCUCUUCCUGGCCUUGCUCCACCACCUCUACUUCUACCACGUGCAGAGGACCGGCAUGAAGAUCAGAGUGGCCAUGUGUCACAUGAUCUACAGCAAGGCUCUGCGUCUCAGCAGUUCAGCCAUGGGAAAAACCACCACAGGCCAGAUUGUCAACCUCCUCUCCAAUGACGUCAACAAGUUUGAUGAUGUGACCAUCUUCCUGCACUUCCUGUGGGUGGGGCCCCUCCAGGCAGCGACGGUCGUGGGACUGCUGUGGUUGGAGAUCGGUCCAUCGUGCUUGGCAGGCAUGGUGGUCCUCAUGAUCCUGAUGCCAAUGCAAACCAUGUUUGGCAGACUCUUUUCUAAGUUCAGGAGCAAGACGGCUGUUCUCACUGACGACCGGAUCCGCACAAUGAACGAGGUGGUGUCUGGGAUGAGGAUCAUCAAGAUGUACGCCUGGGAGAAACCCUUCGCCGCUCUGGUCUCUGAGGUCAGAAGGAAGGAGAUCUCUAAGAUCAUGAAGAGCUCCUACCUCCGAGGCCUCAACAUGGCCUCGUUCUUCUGCGCCAGCAAGAUCAUCCUCUUCAUCACCUUCACCCUCUACGUCCUCCUGGGAAAUACCAUCUCAGCCAGCCGCGUGUUUGUGACGGUGGCGCUGUACACGGCAGUGCGACUCACCGUGACGCUCUUCUUCCCUAAUGCCAUCGAGAAGCUAUUUGAGACCCGCGUCAGCAUCCGCAGGAUUCAGGAGUUCUUGAUGCUGGAUGAGAUCACCAAAAACCCCAUCGCACUGCCACAGGAUGAGAGGAAGGAGGCCUCAGUGGAGAUUCAGGACCUGGUCUGCUACUGGGACAAGAGUCUGGAUGCUCCAUCUCUGCAGAACCUCUCGUUCACUCUGAACUCUAAUCAGCUGUUGGCUGUAAUUGGACCAGUGGGAGCUGGAAAGUCAUCACUGUUGAGCACCAUCUUGGGAGAGCUGCCCUACGAAAAGGGGGUGCUGAAGGUCAAAGGUCAGCUGACGUACGCCGCCCAGCAGCCCUGGGUGUUCCCCGGAACCAUCCGCAGCAACAUCCUGUUCGGGAAAGAGCUCAACUCCCAGAAGUAUGAGAGAGUCCUCCGAGCCUGCGCUCUAAAGAGGGACCUGGAGCUGCUCCCAGACGGAGACCUGACACCGAUCGGGGACAGAGGAGCCACACUCAGCGGGGGACAGAAAGCUCGAGUCAACCUGGCGAGGGCCGUGUAUCAAGAUGCAGACAUCUACCUCCUGGACGACCCUUUGAGCGCUGUGGAUGCCGAGGUCGGGAGACACCUCUUUGAACAGUGCAUCUGUGGCCUGCUGAAGAACAAGCCUCGUAUCCUGGUCACCCACCAGCUGCAGUACCUGCAGGCGACCGACCAGAUUAUUGUCCUCAAGGAGGGUCACAUGGUGGGAAAGGGGACGUAUGCAGAGCUACAGCGGUCUGGAGUGGACUUUACCUCCCUGCUGAAGGAGGAGGAGGAGCAGCAGCCUUCUCAGGACGUCCACGUCAGGAGCAGAACUCUGUCCGAGAACUCUCAGGCCUCGUCUGUGUACUCGGUCAAAGAUGGAGAGCAGUUACCGGCAGAGACGGUGCAGACUGUUGUAGAGGAGAGUCGCGCUGAGGGAAACAUUGGAGUGAGUCUGUAUGUGAAAUACCUGAAGGCCGGAGCCAGCGUGACGGUUCUGCUGUUGGUCAUACUGAUCAACAUUCUGGCUCAGGUAGCGUACAUCAUGCAGGACUGGUGGCUGGCUCACUGGGCCGACGAGCAGGGAAAGCUGAACGACGUCGUCCAAAACGUCACCGCAGAGCAAAACGGACAAAACGUCACCGCAGAGCAAAACGGACGAAACGUCACCGCAGAGCUGGAUACAACUUUCUACCUGGGCAUUUACGGAGGUUUGACUGCAGCCACCGUUAUUUUCGGCUUCAUCAGGAACAUGGCGCUGUUCAACGUGCUGGUGAAGUCCGCGCAGUCUCUGCACAACCGCAUGUUCAACGCCAUACUCGGAACACCCGUGCGCUUCUUUGACGUCAAUCCCAUCGGAAGAGUCUUAAACCGGUUUUCAAAGGACAUUGGCCAGCUGGAUUCUAACAUGCCGUGGACCUUUGUGGAUUUCAUUCAGGUGUUCCUGCAGAUCCUCGGAGUGAUUGCCGUGGCGGUGUCGGUGAUCCCCUGGAUCCUCAUCCCUGUUGUUCCCCUCCUCCUCUUCUUCCUCUACCUGCGUCGCUACUUCCUGCGGACCUCCAGAAACAUCAAGCGCCUCGAGUCCACCACUCGGAGUCCAGUGUUCUCCCACCUGUCGUCGUCUCUCCAGGGCUUGUGGACGAUCCGAGCCUUCGGAGCCGAGGAGAGGUUCCGGAAAAUCUUCGACGCCCACCAGGACCUUCACUCAGAGGCCUGGUUCCUGUUCCUGACCACCUCUCGCUGGUUCGCCGUCCGUCUGGACGGCAUAUGCGCCAUCUUUGUUACCAUCACCACCUUUGGCUGCCUGCUGCUCAGAAACCAGCUGGACGCCGGCUCCGUCGGUCUGGCUCUGACAUACUCUGUCACAUUGAUGGGCAUGUUCCAGUGGGGGGUCAGGCAGAGCGCAGAGGUGGAGAACAUGAUGACGUCGGUGGAGAGGGUGGUGGAGUACACAGAGCUGGAGAGCGAAGCCCCCUGGGAAACUGAGAAGCGACCUCCUCCCGAUUGGCCCAGCAAAGGCCUGGUGACCUUCGACCGGGUCAACUUUUCCUACGGACCCAAAGGGCCACCGGUGCUGCGGAAUGUGACGGCAACGUUCAGACCGAAAGAGAAGGUGGGGAUCGUAGGCAGGACCGGUGCAGGGAAAAGCUCUCUGGUGUCGGCUCUCUUCCGCCUUGCGGAGCCUCAAGGUAAGAUCUACAUCGAUGGCAUUCUGAGCUCUGAGAUCGGCCUCCACGACCUGCGCCAGAAGAUGUCCAUCAUUCCUCAGGACCCGGUGCUGUUUACAGGCUCCAUGAGGAAGAACCUGGACCCUUUCAGCCAGCACUCUGACGAGGAACUGUGGAAUGCUCUGGAGGAGGUGCAGCUCAAGUCGGCGGUUGAGGAGCUGCCCGGGAAGCUGGAGACGGUCCUGGCCGAGUCGGGCUCCAACUUCAGCGUGGGCCAGAGGCAGCUGGUGUGCCUGGCCAGAGCCGUCCUGAGGAAGAAUCGCAUCCUCGUCAUCGACGAGGCCACGGCCAACGUGGACCCCAGGACGGACGAACUGAUCCAGAAAACCAUCCGGGACAAGUUCAGAGAAUGCACCGUGUUCACCAUCGCUCAUCGUCUCAACACCAUCGUGGACAGCGACAGGAUACUGGUUCUAGACGCAGGGAAAAUUCACGCCUACGAUACGCCUUACGCCCUGCUCCAAGACCCGGAAGGCAUCUUUUAUAAAAUGGUGCUGCAGACCGGCAAGCAGGAGGCCGCAGCUCUGCUAGAGGCGGCCAAACGGGCGUACGACAGCAGAAGCCACCCCGACGUCUCCAACGGACACGCGGAAACGGCAGACGGUAACAUGGUCAUCUUCGAGACGGCUCUGUGAGCUCGGGGGCGCUCUGACUUGACAAAGUGCCCUGACUCACCCUCCGGCCCGACGGAGAGGGGAUCCAAAGAGCCGAGUGAGCACUGACGGAGCUCAGAAAUCACCGCUGUACAAAAUGUUGAAAAAGAUCUUAUUUAUUUUCCACGCUUCGUAUUUAUCGUAUGCCGACAAAUUGCCGCGCAGUAUACCGACGCCUUGGAUAAAUUGCUUUUAAAUGGCCGCGUAAUCCUUACGAAACUCAAAGUGCCUUAUUUCACGUCAAUUUAACGACGACAGUGUAGGAUCUAUCCAAAGUUGCCUUGCGUUUGCGAGUACGGGUAGCAUUGUUGCGCGCGAUUGAUGAUUGCCACACGGAACAGGUUACUCGGCGGCGUUUCUGCAAUCUCACUAAAAAUCCUUUUUGUAUGUGAAUGUAAAAUGUGCUCGUCUAUAAAUGUUUAGGUCUUUAGCAUUACAUUUCCUUUUUAUACCGUUCCUAUUCACUCCGCUGAUUUAAGUGUUUACAGGGUCGAGCAAUCUGAACACGGCCGAGUGUGUCAAAUUAAUUUCUGUUCAAAUGAUUUUAAAUUGUUUUAGUUUUUUGGCCAUUUCAAAUGUGUCGUGACUUUGUGAAUCCUUUUGUAAUUUCAUUGUUGUCCUGAUGCUGGAAUAAAAACAUCAAAUGUU